AGAACAUACAUACGACAAAAGAUAUUCCCUACAACAAAGAUGUCAAUCGAAGAAUUAGAAGAAGCAAGAGCAACUUCUCCUUCUUCUUCUUAUUCGUUCAACAGUCCUUCAACUUCACCAACAUUAAACACAAAUUCGAAUUGGGAUCAAACGACAAAUGGUCAUAGCAGGGAACAUUCCGAUUUAACUCGUGCCAAUCUAGCAACAUUGAAUUGUCAACAAGGAACAGAUGCAGAAAAUGUUGCAAUCUCAAAUACAGAGACUGGUGAAUGGAAUACAGUAUCAAGAGGACGAACGAAUCGAAAAAGGUCAAAUUCUACACAAUCUUUCGUUUGUGUUGUUGCAUGGUUGGUAAAGCCAGAAGAUGAUGAUGUUCGAGGUAAUGCAUUGAUGGAGCAUAUUCAACAAAUACGAAGAAAGUAUGAUAAUGCACAUAGUAGAUGGGAACCUCACGUUACCCUAAUACCUCCUUUCCUUGUGCCUUUCGGUGUCGCAGAAGAAGGUUCGCAAGAGGAAAUUGGUGAGAAAAACGCAGAUGAUGCAAUUCGACAAAUCACAGACCCAUUCAAGACAUUGGCAAUCUUGAGCAAAAGGAUCGAGGCAGUAUGUGCAAGCUAUUCAUCACAAUUGAUUCAUUUUGGGGAACUUUCUAAAUUUAGUCUAAGACGAUAUGAUACCUAUCAUCUUCGACCGAAUCAAGAAGACGCAUUAGGUACGUUGGAAUUGGUCAACUUGCAAAAUGCAUUAGCAAACGUUUUACCGGAAGCACAUGAAUUUUCAAGAGGAUCGAUAUCCAACAUCAAAAGACGACAAUCUCAACAACAGAAACCCUUACCGCCGCCACAACAGCAAUCGCUAUCGACUUCUGAUCCUAUCCCUUCCUCAUUAAAUGGAGGCGGUGCUAAAUCGAUGAUUACUGAUAACGCUUUCAAACCUCACUUAACCUUGGGUCAAGCACCCGGACCAAUAAAGGCAGACGAGAUCAACGUACUCGUUGAACCUUUACUAUUGAAUUCAUCACAAUCCGUCAAUCGUAUCGCAGGUCAAUAUACCGGACCUCUAAUUGUCAAAAUGGACAAAAUUCAACUUUUCAUAAAACCUAUCAAUCGAAGUGGUCCUUAUGAUAUUUUUCAAGAAUUCAAUUUGCGGUAG
Molecule: messenger RNA, 1152 nt
Organism: Meira miltonrushii
Lineage: Eukaryota; Fungi; Basidiomycota; Exobasidiomycetes; Exobasidiales; Brachybasidiaceae
Exons: 1
Coding region: 40-1152 (370 amino acids)
Source: RefSeq, a predicted model, not a curated record